AUGAGUAGUGACUUUCCCCCUCCAGCAGCUGAGCUGCUGUGCUAUGAGAAUGUGAAUGGAUCCUGUAUCAAAACUCCCUACUCACCAGGACCCCGCCUGAUUCUAUACACAGUGUUUGGCUUUGGAGUUCUGCUGACUGUAUUUGGAAACCUCUUGGUGAUUAUUUCAAUUCUUCAUUUCAAGCAGCUGCAUUCUCCAGCCAACUUUUUGAUCGCCUCUCUGGCUUGCGCUGACUUCUUGGUGGGAGUGACUGUGAUGCCCUUCAGCACAGUGAGAUCUGUGGAGAGCUGCUGGUACUUUGGACAGAGUUACUGCAAAUUUCACUCUUGUUUUGAAGGGUCCUUCUGUUAUGCCUCUAUCUACCACUUGUGUUUUAUUUCUCUCGAUAGGUACAUUGCGGUCACGGACCCGCUGGUGUACCCAACUAGGUUCACUGUAUCUGUCGCUGGCAUGUGUAUUGCCUUCUCCUGGCUCUUUUCAAUUAUUUUCAGUUUUUCCCUUCUUGGUACAGGUGCAAAUGAGACUGGGCUGGAGGAUCUAGUAAGUGCUCUCACCUGUGUGGGAGGCUGUCAAAUUGCAGUGAAUCAAAACUGGGUAUUGGUAGAUUUUCUAUUAUUUAUUGUUCCCACCCUUGUGAUGAUAAUUCUUUAUGCCAAAAUUUUCCUUGUGGCAAAGCAACAAGCUAGAAAAAUUGAAAAUAUGGCCAAUAAUGCUGAGGGAUCAUCAGAGAGCUACAAGGAGAGAGUGGCCAGGAGGGAGAGAAAAGCAGCAAAAACACUGGGAAUCGCAGUAAUAGCCUUUCUGAUUUCGUGGCUGCCAUACUUCAUUGAUUCAAUAAUUGAUGCCUUCCUAGGCUUCAUCACACCCACAUACAUUUAUGAAAUAUUGGUUUGGUUUGGCUACUAUAACUCAGCAAUGAACCCUUUGAUAUAUGCUUUCUUUUAUCCUUGGUUUCGAAAAGCAAUCAAACUAAUUGUUACUGGUAGAGUCCUGAGGAAAAAUUCCUCAACAAUAAACUUGUUGCCUGAGUAG
This is a messenger RNA of Talpa occidentalis (Iberian mole), 1032 nucleotides long. Its product is annotated as trace amine-associated receptor 7a-like. Gene Ontology annotation, biological process: G protein-coupled receptor signaling pathway. Gene Ontology annotation, molecular function: trace-amine receptor activity. Lineage: Eukaryota; Metazoa; Chordata; Mammalia; Eulipotyphla; Talpidae. Gene Ontology annotation, cellular component: membrane. The record is from RefSeq and is a predicted model, not a curated record. The transcript has a single exon. Bases 1 to 1032 code for a protein of 343 amino acids.